Molecule: messenger RNA, 1733 nt
Organism: Vigna unguiculata (cowpea)
Lineage: Eukaryota; Viridiplantae; Streptophyta; Magnoliopsida; Fabales; Fabaceae
Product: HXXXD-type acyl-transferase family protein
Source: RefSeq, a predicted model, not a curated record
AUGGGUGACAUAGAUUUUGACGUGCUCGUUAAGGUCCAUGUCACCACAAUAGCAUUCCAGCGUGAAGGCUUUCCAUUGGCUAGGGAGAGGGGUUUUGGUGAUGUCGUCGAUGAAGGGAUGACGGCGUUUGUGUGGGUAUGUUGGUAUGGGAUGUCUAAUAGCAGUUGGGAAGGUGGUGGUUUGGCAAGAAAUGAAUACCAGAGUCUCAUAUUAUAUUAUAUUAUACAUAGCAAUAGCUUGCUUCAGUUGAGAGAAAUGGAAGUGAAAGCAGAGAUUGUAUCUAAGAGCACAAUAAAGCCAUCUUCAACAACACCCAAUAAGCUUCGACACUUCAAACUCUCUCUCAUCGAUCAAUUGGCUCCUCCGUUCUACGUCCCUAUUCUCCUCUUUUACUCUGCUUCCGACGCCACAAACACCAAAACAAUAUCUCAAAAAUUGAAGGCUUCACUAUCAGAAGUCCUCACUCUCUAUUACCCCUUUUGCGGAACCCUCAGAGGCAACUCAACCGUCGAGUGCAACGAUGAGGGCGUUGUUUUCACCGAGUGUAGAGUCCCCAUGGAACUCUCAAGCCUUCUCAAAGACCCUGACCUUCAUCAGAUCAACCACCUUUUCCCAUGCGAUCCCUUCAACCCUGCAAGAGAAACUCUGACUGGGAACAUGGCAGUUCAGUUGAACCAGUUCACGUGUGGAGGUCUUGCGCUUGGCGUCUGCUUCUCACACAAGAUCACUGAUGCUUCCACUGCAUCAUCCUUCCUCACUUCUUGGGCUGCAACAUCAAGAGGAGAAGGCAACAAACUGAUACUACCUCAACUGGAAGAAGCGGCGCUGGUUUUUCCGCCGAGGAAGAUAGAAAUGAGCUUGAUUCGCGGCAUGAUGGGCCACAAAAACAUUGUGACAAAGAGGUUCGUGUUUAACAGAACCAACAUAUCUAGACUGAAGCAAAAGUUGGGGAGCUUCGACUUCACUCCCACCAGUGUUGAAGCCGUGACAGCACUCAUAUGGAAAUCAUCACUGGAAGCUGCGAAAGCAAAUUCAGAGGAAGGAAAAAUUCCGGCGUCUAUGAUAUCCCACGCGGUGAACAUUCGCAGCCGAAUGGCCCAAACCUUUUCGGAGCAUUCCAUGGGAAAUCUGUGGCAACAGGCGGUGUCUCCGGUGGUGGAGGUGGAAGGAGAAGUGGGGCUGCGCGAUUUGGGUGAGAGAGUGAGGGAAACGAUAAGAAAAGUUGAUGGAAAAUAUUUGAGUAUGGUUCAGGGUGAUGAGUUUUAUAAGGUGAUGGAGUGUUUGAAGGAAGCAAGAACAAUGGUCGCAGAAAAGGGUGUUCCUUGUUAUAGCUUUAGCAGUUGGGUGAGGUUUGGGUUCUAUGAAACGGAUUUCGGAUGGGGAAAACCAAGUUACGUGCGCACUAUCGGAGUGCCUAUAAAAAACGUGGUCAUUUUUAUGGCUACUAAGGUUGGUGAUGGCAUUGAGGCAUGGAUAACCUUGACUUCGCGUGACAUGGUCCAUUUUGAGAAAAAUCCAGAACUUCUCCAGUUUGUCUCGUUUGAUUCUUAAUGAGAAACAAGAUGAACAAUGGACAAAGCUUCAGCAAGUGAAGAUUCUGCCGCGUCAAGGAUGAAAACCAAAUAUCAUUGAUAUAUGAAUGCAAUGUUGUUAUCUUUUGUUUUCUAACUGUAUUUUAUAUUUUGUUACGUGACUCAAUGUUUAUUGGACUUUGUAUUUAAAUUUAAUAUUUU